This is a messenger RNA of Hydractinia symbiolongicarpus, 756 nucleotides long. Its product is annotated as tigger transposable element-derived protein 4-like. The coding region runs from base 1 to 756 and encodes 251 amino acids. The transcript has a single exon. NCBI's taxonomy places the organism in Eukaryota, Metazoa, Cnidaria, Hydrozoa, Anthoathecata, Hydractiniidae. The record is from RefSeq and is a predicted model, not a curated record. Gene Ontology annotation, molecular function: DNA binding. Gene Ontology annotation, cellular component: nucleus.
AUGACAAGCUCCUGGAACGAAACCACGCUCCCCACCAUUCUGUCGAAUUACAAAUUGGAGGACACUUUCAACGCAGACGAAUUUGGUUUGUUUUACCAAUGUCUUCCCGAGAAAACAUACCACCUCAAAAGAGAAAAGUGUUCUGGGGGGAAGAAGAGCAAGUUAAGAUUCACUGGAAUGGCCGCAGCAAGUGCUACUGGAGAAAAGUUGCCAAUGUUCGUCAUUGGCAAAUCAAAAAAACCUCGCUGCUUUAAUAACAUCAAACAUCUCCCUUGCCAAUACACAUCACAAAAGAAAAGUUGGAUGGAUAGUGAAAUAUUUGAAAACUGGGUCCGGAAACUGGACCAAAAGUUUCGUGUAGACGGGAGAAAAAUUGUUCUUAUAAUCGACAACUGUCCAGCACACACAUCGAUCUCGAACUUAACAAACAUUCAUCUCGUUUUUUUGCCCCCUAACACAACGUCUGUGUUGCAACCGAUGGACCAAGGUGUCGUACGAAGUCUAAAAGCGCAUUACCGAAGGAGAGUUGUACGUUUGCUGUGCAGUGCUUUGGAGAACAACAAACCUUUGCCAAAGAUUUCAAUUUUAAGCGGAAUGAAGAUACUGGCUGAUUCUUGGGAGGCUGUAACUAAACAAACCAUCAUCAAUAUUGUUUUAAGAAAUCUGGAAUCUCUUCUACAGGACAACAGGAUGCUAUUGCUGAUUCGGAUGACCCAUUUUGAAAGAUCUAGCAAUGUGUUGCGAAAAAGGCAAUGA